This is a messenger RNA of Symphalangus syndactylus (siamang), 5856 nucleotides long. RefSeq names its product complement C3b/C4b receptor 1 (Knops blood group) (gene CR1). The record is from RefSeq and is a predicted model, not a curated record. NCBI's taxonomy places the organism in Eukaryota, Metazoa, Chordata, Mammalia, Primates, Hylobatidae.
CGCAGCCCUCCCCAUACUCUGGGCGCGGAGCACAAGGAUUGGUCGCGCCUAUUUUCGCUGCGCUUUUCCUCUUAUUUCAGUUUUCUUCGAGAUCAAAUCUGGUUUGUAGAUGUGCUUGGGGAGAAUGGGGGCCUCUUCUCCAAGAAGCCCGGAGCCUGUCGGGCCGCCGGCGCCCGGUCUGCCCUUCUGCUGCGGAGUAUCCCUGCUGGCGGUCGUGGUGCUGCUCGCGCUGCCGGUGGCCUGGGGUCAAUGCAAUGCCCCAGAAUGGCUUCCAUUUGCCAGGCCUACCAAACUAAUUGAUGAGUCUGAGUUUCCCAAUGGGACAUAUCUGAACUAUGAAUGCCGCCCUGGUUAUUAUGGAAGACCGUUUUCUAUCAUCUGCCAAAACAACUCAGUCUGGACUAGUGCUAAGAACAGGUGCACACGUAAAUCAUGUCCUAAUCCUUCAGAUCCUGUGAAUGGCAUGGUGCAUGUGAUCAAAGACAUCCAGUUCGGAUCCCAAAUUAAAUAUUCUUGUACUAAAGGAUACCGACUCAUUGGUUCCUCGUCUGCCACAUGCAUCCUCUCAGGCAAUACUCUCAUUUGGGAUAAUGAAACACCUGUUUGUGACAGAAUUCCUUGUGGGCUACCCCCAACCAUUGCCAAUGGAGAUUUCAUUAGCACCAACAGAGAGUAUUUUCACUAUGGAUCUGUGGUGACCUACCGCUGCAAUCUUGGAAGCAGAGGGAGAAAGGUGUUUGAGCUCGUGGGUGAGCCCUCCAUAUACUGCACCAGCAAUGAAGAUCAAGUGGGCAUCUGGAGCGGCCCGGCCCCUCAAUGCAUUAUACCUAACAAAUGCACGCCUCCAAUUGUGGAAAAUGGAAUAUUGGUAUCUGACAACAGAAGCUUAUUUUCCUUAAAUGAAGUUGUGGAGUUUAGGUGUCAGCCUGGCUUUGUCAUGAAAGGACCCCGCCGUGUGCAAUGCCAGGCUCUGAACAAAUGGAAGCCAGAGCUACCAAGCUGCUCCAGGGUAUGUCAGCCGCCUCCAGGUGUCCUGCAUGGUGAGCAUACCCAAAGGGACAAGGACAACUUUUCACCCGGGCAGGAAGUGUUCUACAGCUGUGAGCCCGGCUAUGACCUCAGAGGGGCUGCGUCUCUGCGCUGCACACUCCAGGGAGACUGGAGCCCUGAAGCCCCCAGAUGUGAAGUGAAAUCCUGUGAUGACUUCAUGGGCCAACUUCUUAAUGGCCGUGUGCUAUUUCCAGUAAAUCUCCAGCUUGGAGCAAAAGUGGAUUUUGUUUGUGAUGAAGGAUUUCAAUUAAAAGGCAACUCUGCUAGUUACUGCGUCUUGGCUGGAAUGGAAAGCCUUUGGAAUAGCAGCGUUCCAGUGUGCGAACAAAUCUUUUGUCCAAGUCCUCCAGUUAUUCCUAAUGGGAGACACACAGGAAAACCUCUGGAAGUCUUUCCCUUUGGAAAAGCAGUAAAUUACACAUGCGACCCCCACCCAGACAGAGGGAGGACCUUCGACCUCAUUGGAGAGAGCACCAUCCGCUGCACAAGUGACCCUCAAGGGAAUGGGGUUUGGAGCAGCCCUGCCCCUCGCUGUGGAAUUCUGGGUCACUGUCAAGCCCCGGAUCCUUUUCUGUUUGCUAAGUUGAAGACCCAAACCAAUGCAUCUGACUUUCCCAUUGGGACAUCUUUAAAGUACGAAUGCCGUCCUGAGAACUAUGGGAGGCCAUUCUCUAUCACAUGUCUAGAUAACCUGGUCUGGUCGAGUCCCAAAGAUGUCUGUAAACGUAAAUCAUGUAAAACUCCUCCGGAUCCAGUGAAUGGCGUGGUGCAUGUGAUCACAGACAUCCAGAUUGGAUCCAGAAUCAACUAUUCUUGUACUACAGGGCACCGACUCAUUGGUCACUCAUCUGCUGAAUGUAUCCUCUCAGGCAAUACUGCCCAUUGGAGCACGAAGCCGCCAAUUUGUCAACGAAUUCCUUGUGGGCUACCCCCAACCAUCGCCAAUGGAGAUUUCAUUAGCACCAACAGAGAGUAUUUUCACUAUGGAUCUGUGGUGACCUACCGCUGCAAUCUUGGAAGCGGAGGGAGAAAGGUGUUUGAGCUCGUGGGUGAGCCCUCCAUAUACUGCACCAGCAAUGAAGAUCAAGUGGGCAUCUGGAGCGGCCCGGCCCCUCAAUGCAUUAUACCUAACAAAUGCACGCCUCCAAAUGUGGAAAAUGGAAUAUUGGUAUCUGACAACAGAAGCUUAUUUUCCUUAAAUGAAGUUGUGGAGUUUAGGUGUCAGCCUGGCUUUGUCAUGAAAGGACCCCGCCGUGUGCAAUGCCAGGCUCUGAACAAAUGGAAGCCAGAGCUACCAAGCUGCUCCAGGGUAUGUCAGCCGCCUCCAGGUGUCCUGCAUGGUGAGCAUACCCAAAGGGACAAGGACAACUUUUCACCCGGGCAGGAAGUGUUCUACAGCUGUGAGCCCGGCUAUGACCUCAGAGGGGCUGCGUCUCUGCGCUGCACACUCCAGGGAGACUGGAGCCCUGAAGCCCCCAGAUGUGAAGUGAAAUCCUGUGAUGACUUCAUGGGCCAACUUCUUAAUGGCCGUGUGCUAUUUCCAGUAAAUCUCCAGCUUGGAGCAAAAGUGGAUUUUGUUUGUGAUGAAGGAUUUCAAUUAAAAGGCAACUCUGCUAGUUACUGCGUCUUGGCUGGAAUGGAAAGCCUUUGGAAUAGCAGCGUUCCAGUGUGCGAACAAAUCUUUUGUCCAAGUCCUCCAGUUAUUCCUAAUGGGAGACACACAGGAAAACCUCUGGAAGUCUUUCCCUUUGGAAAAGCAGUAAAUUACACAUGCGACCCCCACCCAGACAGAGGGAGGACCUUCGACCUCAUUGGAGAGAGCACCAUCCGCUGCACAAGUGACCCUCAAGGGAAUGGGGUUUGGAGCAGCCCUGCCCCUCGCUGUGGAAUUCUGGGUCACUGCCAAGCCCCGGAUCCUUUUCUGUUUGCUAAGUUGAAAACCCAAACCAAUGCAUCUGACUUUCCCAUUGGGACAUCUUUAAAGUACGAAUGCCGUCCUGAGUACUAUGGGAGGCCAUUCUCUAUCACAUGUCUAGACAACCUGGUCUGGUCGAGUCCCAAAGAUGUCUGUAAACGUAAAUCAUGUAAAACUCCUCCAGAUCCAGUGAAUGGCGUGGUGCAUGUGAUCACAGACAUCCAGAUUGGAUCCAGAAUCAACUAUUCUUGUACUACAGGGCACCGACUCAUUGGUCACUCAUCUGCUGAAUGUAUCCUCUCAGGCAAUACUGCCCAUUGGAGCACGAAGCCGCCAAUUUGUCAACGAAUUCCUUGUGGGCUACCCCCCACCAUCGCCAAUGGAGAUUUCAUUAGCACCAACAGAGAGUAUUUUCACUAUGGAUCUGUGGUGACCUACCGCUGCAAUCUUGGAAGCAGAGGGAGAAAGGUGUUUGAGCUCGUGGGUGAGCCCUCCAUAUACUGCACCAGCAAUGAAGAUCAAGUGGGCAUCUGGAGCGGCCCGGCCCCUCAAUGCAUUAUACCUAACAAAUGCAUGCCUCCAAUUGUGGAAAAUGGAAUAUUGGUAUCUGACAACAGAAGCUUAUUUUCCUUAAAUGAAGUUGUGGAGUUUAAGUGUCAGCCUGGCUUUGUCAUGAAAGGACCCCGCCGUGUGCAAUGCCAGGCCCUAAACAAAUGGGAGCCAGAGCUACCAAGCUGCUCCAGGGUGUGUCAGCCGCCUCCAGAAAUCCUGCAUGGUGAGCAUACCCUAAGCCAUCAGGACAACUUUUCACCUGGGCAGGAAGUGUUCUACAGCUGUGAGCCCGGCUAUGACCUCAGAGGGGCUGCAUCUCUGCACUGCACGCCCCAGGGAGACUGGAGCCCUGAAGCCCCCAGAUGUGCAGUGAAAUCCUGUGAUGACUUCUUGGGUCAACUCCCUCAUGGCCGUGUGCUAUUUCCACUUAAUCUCGAGCUUGGGGCAAAGGUGUCCUUUGUCUGUGAUGAAGGGUUUCGACUCAUUGGUUCCCCAUCUACUACUUGUCUCGUCUCAGGCAAUAAUGUCACAUGGGAUAAGGAGGCACCUAUUUGUGAGAUCAUAUCUUGUGAGCCACCUCCAACCAUAUCCAAUGGAGACUUCUACAGCAACAAUAGAACAUCUUUUCACAAUGGAACAGUGGUAACUUACCAGUGCCACACUGGACCAGAUGGAGAACAGCUGUUUGAGCUUGUGGGAGAACGGUCAAUAUACUGCACCAGCAAAGAUGAUCAAGUUGGUGUUUGGAGCAGCCCUCCCCCUCGGUGUAUUUCUACUAAUAAAUGCACAGCUCCAGAAGUUGAAAAUGGAAUUAGAGUACCAGGAAAUAGGAGUUUCUUUUCCCUCAAUGAGAUCGUGAGAUUUAUAUGUCAGCCCGGCUUUGUCAUGGUAGGGUCCCACACUGUGCAGUGCCAGACCAACGGCGGAUGGGGGCCCAAGCUGCCACACUGCUCCAGGGUGUGUCAGUCGCCUCCAGAAAUCCUGCAUGGUGAGCAUACCCCAAGCCAUCAGGACAACUUUUCACCUGGGCAGGAAGUGUUCUACAGCUGUGAGCCCAGCUAUGACCUCAGAGGGGCUGCGUCUCUGCACUGCACACCCCAGGGAGACUGGAGCCCUGAAGCCCCUAGGUGUACAGUGAAAUCCUGUGAUGACUUCCUGGGCCAACUCCUUCAUGGCCGUGUGCUGUUUCCACUUAAUCUCGAGCUUGGGGCAAAGGUGUCCUUUGUUUGCGAUGAAGGGUUCCGAUUAAAAGGCAGGUCUGCUAGUCAUUGUGUCUUGGCUGGAAUGAAAGCCCUUUGGAAUAGCAGUGUCCCAGUGUGUGAACAAAUCUUUUGUCCAAAUCCUCCAGCUAUCCUUAAUGGGAGACACACAGGAACUCCCCUUGGAGAUAUUCCCUAUGGAAAAGAAAUAUCUUACACAUGUGAUGCCCACCCAGACAGAGGGAUGACCUUCAACCUCAUUGGGGAGAGCACCAUCCGCUGCACAAGUGACUCUCAAGGGAAUGGGGUUUGGAGCAGCCCUGCCCCUCGCUGUGAACUUUCUGUUCCUGCUGCCUGCCCACAUCCACCCAAGAUCAAAAACGGGCAUUACAUUGGAGGACACGUAUCUCUAUAUCUUCCUGGGAUGACAAUCAGCUACAUUUGUGACUCCGGCUACCUGUUAGUGGGAAAGGGCUUCAUUUUCUGUACAGACCAGGGAAUCUGGAGCCAACUGGAUCAUUUUUGCAAAGAAGUAAAUUGUAGUUUCCCACUGUUUAUGAAUGGAAUCUCGAAGAAGUUAGAAAUGAAAAAAGUGUAUCACUAUGGAGAUUAUGUGACUUUGGAGUGUGAAGAUGGGUAUGCUCUGGAAGGCAGUCCCUGGAGCCAGUGCCAGGCGGAUGACAGAUGGGACCCUCCUCUGGCCAUAUGUACCUCUCGUGCACGUGAUGCUCUCAUAGUUGGCACUUUAUCUGGUACGAUCUUCUUUAUUUUAUUCAUCAUUUUCCUCUCUUGGAUAAUUCUAAAGCACAGAAAAGGCAAUAAUGCACAUGAAAAACCUAAAGAAGUGGCUACCCAUUUACAUUCUCAAGGAGGCAGCAGCAUUCAUCCCCGAACUCUGCAAACAAAUGAAGAAAAUAGCAGGGUCCUUCCUUGACAAAGUACUAUACAGCUGAAGAACAUCUCGAAUACAAUUUUGGUUGGAAAGGAGCCAAUUGAUUUCAACAGAAUCAGAUCUGAGCUUCAUAAAGUCUAAGUGACGUCACAGAGAUGCAGACAUGUGCACUUGAAGAUGCUGCCGCUUCCCCAGUACCUAGCGAAGCUCCUCCCUCUUUGUGUGAAACCCCCACCCUUCUGCCUCAU